Messenger RNA from Mus musculus (house mouse), 264 nucleotides. RefSeq names its product predicted gene, 33146. NCBI's taxonomy places the organism in Eukaryota, Metazoa, Chordata, Mammalia, Rodentia, Muridae. The transcript has a single exon. Bases 1 to 264 code for a protein of 87 amino acids. The record is from RefSeq and is a predicted model, not a curated record.
AUGUUUCUCCAGUAUUAUGUAAAUGAGAAGGGCUAUCACUGCUAUACACUGAAGAAAUUUGACCCUAUGGGACAACAGACUUGCCCUGCCCACCCUGCUCAUUUCUCCCCAGAUGACAAAUACUCAAAACAACAAGUAACCAUCAAGAAAUGCUUCAAGGUGCUCAUGACCCAACAACUACGUCCUGUCCUCUGUGGGUUUGUUAAGCUCUUGUGCUGCCCACUUCUAGACCAAUUAUCAGCAACUGAAUGUGUCAACCUAUGA